Messenger RNA from Erythranthe guttata (spotted monkey flower), 1655 nucleotides. It is a transcript of the gene AME3, whose product is annotated as Protein kinase superfamily protein. Gene Ontology annotation, molecular function: protein serine/threonine kinase activity; ATP binding. Gene Ontology annotation, biological process: protein phosphorylation. The record is from RefSeq and is a predicted model, not a curated record. Lineage: Eukaryota; Viridiplantae; Streptophyta; Magnoliopsida; Lamiales; Phrymaceae. Gene Ontology annotation, cellular component: nucleus.
AAAUAAUAAAGCUCAUGAUUAAUAAUUUGUUAUCAGUUUUCAUUUCACUGUCAAGAUUAAUUUCCUCUACAAUCAUCUCCUGAGAAGACGCAUCAAUUUGCAAGACGAAGCUUCGCUUAAUUAUUUGUCUUUUAUCUUUCUUUUUGGUUGCAGAAAUCAAACGCAGUCGUGAAUUUGUGCAAUUGUUGUUAGCAGAGAUACAUAUAUACGUAUACAUAUACAUACAUUUUUGGCGGUGAAGGGGGGAGUUAUGGUGGUGGAGGAGGAGGACAGAGAGCGGCAGACGCGGAAGCGGCGUCGUUUGACGUGGGAUGUUGCUCCCUCGGCACAGACGGAGGAUGAUGAAAGAGAUGCUGGGGAUAAUGAAGAUAGGGCACCUCCAGCUCCAAUGCUGCGGAAACACGUCUCGCCUCCGAAGAGGAAUGACGAUCCCGAUGGGCAUUAUGUGUUCAGCCUCGGCGAAAAUCUAACCCCUAGAUAUAAGAUACUUGGCAAGAUGGGUGAAGGCACAUUUGGUCGAGUAUUGGAAUGUUGGGAUCGACAAACACGGGAAUAUGUGGCUAUCAAAGUUAUUAGAAGCAUAAAGAAAUAUCGUGAUGCUGCAAAGAUCGAGGUUGACGUACUUGAGACACUUGCUAAACAUGAUAAAGACAAUCCAUAUUGCGUGAAGAUGCAUAGUUGGUUUGAUUAUCGCAAUCAUAUUUGCUUAGUCUUUGAGAAGCUUGGACCGAGUUUAUUUGAUUUUCUAAAGAGAAAUAAGUACUCCUCUUUUCCUGUGGAUCUUGUUCGAGAAUUUGGGCGCCAGCUUUUGGAAUCUGUAGCAUAUAUGCAUGAUUUACGGUUAAUCCACACCGACCUGAAGCCCGAAAAUAUACUUCUCGUCUCUGGUGAUUUUGUGAAACUUCCAGUUUGCAAGAAGAUGUCAGAUGAAACAAAUUUCAAGUGCUUGCCAAAGUCAAGUGCAAUUAAGCUGAUUGAUUUUGGUAGUACUGCUGAUGAUACUCAACGGCAUAGCUCCAUUGUCUCAACAAGGCAUUACAGGGCACCUGAGAUCAUACUAGGUUUAGGAUGGUCUUAUCCUUGUGAUAUCUGGAGCAUUGGUUGCAUACUUGUAGAACUUUGCACGGGUGAAGCACUUUUCCAAACACAUGAAAACUUGGAGCAUUUGGCAAUGAUGGAGAGGGUGUUGGGACCUCUGCCUGAGCAUAUUAUUCGAAGAGCAAAAGGUGCUGAAAAGUAUUUCAAACGGUCACGACUCAAUUGGCCAGAAGGAGCAGUUUCCAGAGAUAGCAUCCGUGCAGUAAGAAAGCUAGACCCGUUGAAGAAUCUCGUCUCGAGGCAUGUCGAUUCUUCAAGAUCAGCCCUUUUAAACUUGCUUCAUGGAUUGCUAAAGUUCGAUCCAUCGGAACGCCUCACGCCCCGUCAAGCUCUUGAGCAUCCCUUUUUUAAGGAUCCAUCUUAAAAUCCCUUCUCACGUGUUUUUUUUUUCGAUCUGUUGAGUUUUUCUUCCCUCAAUGUACCUGCAAUAGCAGUGUAAUGUAAUCUUGAUUUUCUUAUGAUAUGGAUUGUGGUUGUCUUCUCUCUUUUAUGACCUAAUAAUGUAAUGAAAAAUAAAAUCUUUCAUUUGAUGUGUAAAUCAAUUUUGUAUUAACUUC